This is a messenger RNA of Nilaparvata lugens (brown planthopper), 3622 nucleotides long. RefSeq lists its product as uncharacterized. NCBI's taxonomy places the organism in Eukaryota, Metazoa, Arthropoda, Insecta, Hemiptera, Delphacidae. The transcript has a single exon. The coding region runs from base 861 to 2102 and encodes 413 amino acids. The record is from RefSeq and is a predicted model, not a curated record.
AUUCAUAUAUUUUAUUGAAACACACAUGUUGAACCACAUAUGUUCAAUACAAUAUUAUUUCAUUUUUACAUUUUCUCUAAUUAUUGUUUGUGAUUUCUUUUGCGAGAAUAAAGUGGUUGUUAUUUAUUAUUACAGGCGAAUAGCAGCCUAAAUUUGCUGAAGACAUUCCCUUGUAGGCUAAAUAAAUAAAUAUCUUUAUUGACAUAAAAACGCCAGAGAUGCAGAGUGACUGCCAAGGCUGAUGUCUCGUCAUAUUUAACAAUUCAUAUAAUACAAUAUUGAUCAAUCACAAUAAUAAUUGAAAUAAUAGACUAAUGAUAAAAACAUAUAGACUAAGGAUGAAUAAUUUAACAAAAGAAUAAAUAAAAUACAAUCAAGACAACAUUGAUGAGUAAUAGAAUACUAGUUAGAAAAAUACCAUAAAAUUCGAGUUAGAUUUAUGUAGGUCAAUAAAGAUCAGUCAAGGAGUCUUCAAAAAAUUCUUGUACUAUUGUAAGGGUAGCUGAAUUUUAGCCUUGAUUGUAAACAUGAAAGACCUUCGGUUUCUAUCACAACUGAUAAGAAGUAGUAUUUUCAGUGGAAGCGUUACUUUUUAUUUUUAAAAGGUUUUGAUAACUUAUCAGUUUAUGGUAUGAUACAUUGCAAUGUUCCGUAUCUAAUUUGAGUGUACUGUAUCUUGAUGAGCAUCCUUUGAACGAGUUUCUGUUGUGUGACCCAGAGCAACAGCAAUUAUUAUCUCUUGUAUACAGCUUAAUUGGGCUAGCUCCAAAGCAAAUUCUGGUUCAUUCUUCAUUUAGUUGAAUUGAUUCAAUGCUACAGUACAUAGUGCGUGUGUGUUAGUUGAGUGUUGAACAACAGAAAUGGUGCCAAAAAACAGAAGAGAGUACUUGGAAAAUGAGCUUUUUCCAACAGCUAUGAGAGACGGCAACUUUGGUCCCGGAUUGAGAUUCGUGAGUUGCGAGUUGGACGCGGAAGCUGCCGGCGUGGACCAGUAUGCUUCUUCAGUGCUCUUUCUGUCUGCAUCCGCGGCUAGUGAAAAUAAAAGUGCAACAGCUGAUAAUCAUCUCACUCGCUUUGAUGUAGUUGUCAAAUUCCAGCCCACUGAUAAGGCUGUCAGAGAACUCAUGAACAGUGACGUGCAAUUUCACAACGAGUUCAGCAUGUACAAAACUAUUCUCCCCAAACUCAACAAUUCCACAACAGUUAUUCCCUCAAUUUUCCCAAAAUUCUACUUUGGUGUUACAACUCUUGGAAAGGACCCUGAAAGUGAUGUUAUAGCAAUUGAAGAUCUGCGUGGUGAAGGUUUCAAACUGACAGAAGAACGCGCCUUCCUUGACUACGACCACGUUGCUCUAACUUUGACAGCUCUCGGCGAGUUUCAUGCUCUCUCUUACAUCUUAAAGAGUCAAGCACCUACUGAGUUCGCAAACCUUACAACUAUUUUGAAAGAGCAUCACAGCAAAAAUGAUAUGAGCAUUAUGAUACAAAAAUGCGCUUUCAGAGGUAUUGAUCCUGUGCUUGAAGAAAAUCCAAAAGAUCCUCUAAUAACCAAACUAAAAAGUAUUUUCGAGGUUAAACCUCAAAAAAUCAUGGAUGAACUUAUUACUCCUGACGAGCCAAUGUCUGUGAUUUGUCAUGGGGAUUUUCUUAGAAAUAAUUUGCUUUUCUCCUACGACCCUACAGGAAAACCAAAAUCAGUUCGCUUUUUUGAUUUGCAAAGAUCUAGGUACGCCUCACCGGCCAUUGAUUUAUCCUUGUUUCUCUGGAUCAAUACGACUUAUGAGCUACGCUCCAAACAUUGGAAUGAUUUUAUAAGAAUUUAUCACGAGUCUCUAUCAAAGGUUGUAGAAGAGAAUGACUGCUCCCCACCAAGCUUAGAGCAAUUUUAUCAAGAACUAACUAAAAAGGGUAUCUACGGUUACAUGCACUGCUCAUAUUUUCUUCCGAUGAUGGUUUGUGAAACACAAUUGGACAUCGAGAAAUCGGCUAGUAUGAAUCCUGAUGAAAUGGCUACAUUUAUGAGUGAAAUAAGUGGUGAGUAUGGAACUAAAUUACUAGCUGAUAUAGUCCGGCAUAUUUCGCAAUUUAAAUGUUUUUCAUGAAAGAUAUAACUUAUGACUAAAAUGUGAAACUAACGAAAAAUCUUGUAGAAAUAGUGAUUAAUGAAAACUGAAAUUAGUCUAGGCAUAAAUCAUGAUGAAUUGUAUUUAUUAUAGCUUCUUAAAUACCACGUUAUCACUUAGUGUACCUUAUAGCAUAAGCUUAUGCCAUCUUUUAUCUAUGCUUAUAGUUACAGAUAGUUUGUCGAAUGUAUUCGUUCUAAGAUAUUCUAUUUGUUCAUCAUUAAACAUCAACCAUUGAAUAGGAUGAGCCAUUUAUCUUUUGUUGGUAGAUUACAGAGCUGAAUUAUUGGAUAACCAAAUCAUUAAUCAAAUUCAGAUCUGUAGAUUCUAGAUACUGAAUAAUCUGCGAAAAAUGUUUCAUUACUUAAAAGAUUAUUUACUACUAUUCUAGAUAAAAAAGUGUGCCAGUUAAUUUUGAAAAUAUGAUCUUCACAAAUACUUCAUGUAGCCUCAUACUUGUACUGAACAUCUGUGUACAGACACAAACAAUAUUUUCUUCAUUUUAAAAUGAAAAAAUUAAACAUAUUAGUCACUCAUACAUCUAAUGGAAAUACAACAAAAUAAUCAUCCACCAAUUUUACUUAUUCCAGUUUUUUACACUAUAUGAUUUACUGAUGGUAAUUCCAUUACCCUAAAUUAUUCUAUUAAAUUAUGAUAAGAAGUUACAAAUCACGUGAUUAUAGUUUUAAUUGAAUCAAAAUGUUAAUUCAGUAUAUUUUAUUUUUUGAAGGAAAAUGUUAUUCCCAGGAGUUUGCCUUUUCUUUAAGUAAAUACUAUUACUAUUCCAUUCUUCAUCCUUAGUGAUUGAAAAAAAUUAUAAGAAACCGAAUCAGCUUAUCAAAGAUCAUUAGGUUAAUAUAUUUUUCCAAUUUUCUAUUACUUUCAACUCUCUGCCUACCUGACUGUGGGAUGAUUCAUUAUUUUAUAUUAGUUUAAUAAAAAAUUACAACAAAAAAUGCUAAAAUUCAGUCCAUGUCAGAAACGAGAAUAAUCUUUGUUAAUCGAUCAUAACUUUAUUCAUAACUUAAUCUUUUCGUGGCUCAUCUCAUCAUAUACACGGUACUGAAACAUUUUAAAUGUAAAUAAAUAAUAUUAAUGAUUCUUUAUCCAUAAAAAGUGAUACAUUUUUUUAAUCUCAGUCUUCAAACUGAAAUUAAUCAUAAUUAAUCUAUAGAGCUUGAAUAGUACUUUAUUAUUCUUGUUCAACAUAUUCUUUUGUUGAGAACUUUCAAAUUACAAGCAUUCCAAUAAUUGGAUAUUAUAAUAAAAUAAAAUCUAUGGAUCACUUUUAAUCGCACAAAUAAGCAAAUAUCAGAAACAGGAACAUCAUGUAACAAUAACUUUCACAAAUCAGUUUAUAUUUGAUUGAUUAUUUUUAAUCAUCCAUUAUUCCAGGGACGAUAAUGAUAUCUUAUAGUUCCUUUUGCUGUUAUAAUAUUAUGAUAAAAACUUACUAUCCUAUUUGAAUAAAAUAUAUACAAUAAAUACUUUAUAGAAUU